AUGUCAACAGACACAGCUACGGCACGAGCCAUGGCGCUGCCCGAGAUACUAUCCGAGGUAUUUGCCAUUCUUCAUGGUCAAGGGGACUAUUCAAGUCUAGCUUCGGCAGCGCGAGCAAAUAGUGUAUGGUUUGCUUGCGCGAUUGAUAGACUCUGGAGCCAGGUCGAAGGGGAUGCCCUCACCAGCAUCGCCAACAUCGCCGAUAGUCGUCGUCGACAGCUUUACGCUUCCAAGGUUGAGGGUAUUGCAUUUGACGGCAACAAGCGUGACAUUCCAAAGGACCUUCCCGACGCUUGUUUCAAUAGGAUCAAGUCAAUUGACUUUAAUUCUCCAUACUGGCUCCCUCAGGGCAGCGAACAUUUAAUCAAACCCUACAUCCAACCAAGCCUACAAAGUUUUGCUUUUUACGGCGAGGACUUCUCUGACGAGAUAGUCUUUCAGCUUCAAUCCACGUGCCGCCGUCUUCAGGUGCUCGUCAUAGACAACACGGAAAUGGAUCACAAGAGGCCAAAACUCACCGGGGAGACGCUCCUCCAAUUCAUCUCUCAGACAGAGUCACUCCGCGACCUGAAUCUUUGGUGCGGGGGACUCUCAGAUGAGCUCUUUCUUUGUAUUUCGGAACUGGAAAACCUAUCUACACUGAGCUGGUGCGAUUCGUUAACGCCCGAGUUGCUAUCGAAGACUGUCGCCCAAAACCCCAACCGUUUUCCAUCUCUCGAUUCGUUCACCGUCCCCUGUGCGCUCUCAUCGAUAUCUGUGUCUUACAUUGUCACGAUGCUCCCUCAUCUCACCAAAAUACAUUUGGAAUUUGAAGACAGUGAACAUGAUAUGCUGACACCGCUUUCGGCAAUCGAAAACUUGACUCAGCUCGAAUGCACAUUUCAUUGCAAUGUCUUGUUUUCCGCGCCACAACUACUGUCGCUUAAAUCUCUCAGCAAGCUAACAAUGCUAUCUAUCCGGUUUGGGGUGGACUUUGACCGCCGUGAUACGACAAGCCCGUUCAGUGAUGCAGAUUUUCACGACAUGAUAUCCGCACUUCCUGGUCUGCGGUGUCUGCGGCUGGAAUUCUUGGCUGAUCUCACCGGUGCAGCGCUGUUGUCUCUCUCGGCCAAAUGCCCCAAACUUGAACAGUUUUCAAUGCGAAGGGGACUCCGCUGCGAUCUAAGAUCUUUGCUGGACCAGGCCGGGGAAGAGCCACUGCUCCAACAUUUGAGAAUGCUUUACCUGGCGCGGAUUUCAACAGACAACACCGACUAUUUGUCUAUAUCUGCUGCUGAAUUGGCCGGCCAAAUCAUAAGGUAUUUUCCGAAGUUGGAGGAUUUCGAUAUAGAAGAUUGCGAUGGGCGUGAUGGCCGCGUUAUUGACAGGUUUUGGGACUUGGUCGAGCAUUAG
Messenger RNA from Clonostachys solani, 1392 nucleotides. Lineage: Eukaryota; Fungi; Ascomycota; Sordariomycetes; Hypocreales; Bionectriaceae. The record is from the annotation of a GenBank genome assembly.